AUGGCGGAAGGUGAAGAGAUUCACACAGAAACCGUCCAAUCUAGUAUACCAACCGGCAGAGUGAAGCGUAUUAUGAAACUCGACAAAGAUAUCAACAAAAUCAACGCCGAUGCCCUAUUCCUAAUCUCAAACGCCACCGAGCUUUUCGUCAAGUUCUUGGCCGAGAAAUCAUCGGAGGUUGCAGUUGAGAAGAAAAGGAAGACAAUAAAGCUGGAGCACCUUCGAAUCGCCGUUAAGAGACACCAGCCGACCGCUGAUUUCCUUCUUGAUUCACUUCCACUGCCGCCGCCACCGGCGGCGGCUCAGACGUCAUCGAAACCUGAUCGACCUCAUAAAAGGAGUGAUAAUAACCCUGUUCCUGUUGGCACUCGUCGGAUCGACAGUUUCUUCCAGAAAGAACCUUAG
Messenger RNA from Lactuca virosa, 405 nucleotides. The record is from the annotation of a GenBank genome assembly. NCBI's taxonomy places the organism in Eukaryota, Viridiplantae, Streptophyta, Magnoliopsida, Asterales, Asteraceae.